CUUUCUGGCACUGUCACAGUUCUGACAGUGAUUCCAACAAAAUCCGCAAUGUGCUCAAGAAAUUUCUGCUGAAGCGUCCAUCACUACAGUACCUGAGAGACCGAGGCUACAUUAAAGAUCAGGUAUUUGGAUGUGCUCUUCAAGUUCUCUGUGAUCGUGAAAAGAGUACAGUGCCUAACUUCGUCAGCCAGUGCAUCACCACUGUGGAGAAAAGAGGUUUGGAUAUUGAUGGGCUUUAUCGGAUAAGCGGUAACCUGGCUACAAUACAAAAUUUGCGCUUCAAAGUUGACCAUGAUGAGCAUCUGGAUCUUGAUAGUGGCCGCUGGGAUGAUGUUCAUGUCAUCACUGGGGCACUUAAACUCUUCUUCCGUGAACUGCCUGAACCGCUCUUCCCCUUCAGUUAUUUUGACAGAUUUAUUGCUGCUGCUAGGGGGACUGCAGAAAUUAUAGACUCCGCAAAGCGAAGGCAACUCUUGCGAGAGAUUGUGUAUUCCCUACCUCCUGCUAAUUUCAAUACCUCGAGGGUUCUCUUCCAGCAUCUUUCCAGGGUUGUAGAGUUCCGGGAGAAGAACCGCAUGUCUCUGCAGAGUAUUGCGAUUGUUUUUGGGCCAACAUUAUUGAGGCCACAGGAUGAAGAAGGAAAUAUAGCAAUGUAUAUGUUUUUCCAGAAUCAGAUUAUGGAGCAGAUCCUUAGUCAGACGAGUUACAUAUUCCCAGAAAGCUAGACAUAGCACUGUAUAAUGGAGUGGCUUCAAUGUGAGAACAACUCCUCCUGCUGUAAGGAAAGAAGUGCCAUUGGCUAGAGCCACAGAUAGGGACAAUGAAGCUGGGAGAGAAACAUUUGGCAAGCAAGCAAAUCUUCUCUGCUGGAUUCAAAAAGUUUGUUUUUGUAGGUUGGAAACAUGGGUGAGUAAACCCUGUUGGACAAGUAAUGGGCUAAUUGCCUGGCAUGGCAUUCUGCAUCAGUGAUUUUCAACAUUUUCGUUGAUUACAUUAUUUGGUAUGGGGAAAGGGGAGGCUUUGUGAGUGAAUCUAAAGAUUUAUUAGUAAUUAUUUUUCAAGCAAUAACGCUUGUUCUGAAGGAGUUGAGGGAAGUAGUUAACAAUUAAUAUAUUUUUAAUCUUCAGGAGACUUUCUUUAAUGAAGUAUUGUUGAAAAUGUGAGAUAGGCUUGAAGAAAGUCAGAUUUUCAUUUAGUUAACAUUGAUUACUCUGACCCCACCUUAUUGACUGCAAGACAUAAAAUGUCACAGUACUAAUAUAUGAUCACAGUAUUAGCAUUGUAAUUCAGGAUACAGAUUUGUUAUAUUAUUUUCUGUAUAUCAGUUGCUUAUUCCAAUAUAUUUGUCAAUUAUCUGAGGUAAGAUAACUUGCACUUUGAGAUGAAUAAAGUGGAAUUCAACUUAUCUGUCUAUCUGAUCCUUGGGUAACCAAGUUCAAU
Molecule: messenger RNA, 1440 nt
Organism: Thamnophis sirtalis
Lineage: Eukaryota; Metazoa; Chordata; Lepidosauria; Squamata; Natricidae
Source: RefSeq, a predicted model, not a curated record